This is a messenger RNA of Zasmidium cellare ATCC 36951, 870 nucleotides long. RefSeq lists its product as uncharacterized. The record is from RefSeq and is a predicted model, not a curated record. Lineage: Eukaryota; Fungi; Ascomycota; Dothideomycetes; Mycosphaerellales; Mycosphaerellaceae. The transcript has 5 exons. Bases 1 to 870 code for a protein of 289 amino acids.
AUGUCUGAACUGACCCAGACUCCAUCAGCACCGCUCCUCUUCACCCUCCCACCCCUAGUCCAAAGCCGCACCUUCUACUCCACCACCGAACCAAACACCUGCACCCUCAUCGGCGACGCCGACAUCUACGGCCCGGGCGUCCGCGUCUCCUUCUACAUCUCCUUCGUAGCAGGCGUCCUGGCAAUGGAAUGGCAUCUCCCCGAGGAGCUAGAGAAAGUCCGACGGGCGGUGGUGGUUAUCUCGCUGGCGGUGACAAUUAACACGAUUGUCUCCACGGUUCAGGGGAGCUUUGCGGUGUUGGAGUGGUAUAUUGUGUUUUUGAUGACGGUUGUGUUGAGCCUGCCAAUCUUCGUGUUUCCUUGGAGGCAUAACGAUACGAGUAUUGUGAAGGGCGUUUAUGCGCUGACGAUUGCGAUUGUCUUCGCGGUUCAACCAUGGAUAUACUUCAUCCUGCCCGACCAAGGCGCACGACAAGGCUUCUUCUCCGUCAUCGGCUGCAUCCUGGCCUUGUUCCUCAUCCUACGAUUCGCAUGGGCCACGAUAGUCGACUCCGGCAUCCUCAAGAAGCUGCUGGACCGCAAGGACCACGCCGCUCUCGUCGAGCACCUCGGACGGGAAACCCAGAACACUCGUGCGAAGCAAGUCAUCGAUCUUGUCAAGCUGGCGGCUUUCGCUCUGGUCGGAAUCGGAUCGAUCGUGUUCGUGGAGGAGGUGAUCAGGAUCAAUCGGAUUGAUCUCUCAGAGGCGCCGUUGGAUCGUUCGAGUCAGCUCAUUCCACUACUUGUGGCGCUGUUCAAUCUCUUGCCGAUUCUGUGGGGGUUGGUGAAAGCGCGGUUGGUAGAGAAGGAGGAUCCUGAGAUCGGUUUGUAA